Messenger RNA from Tinamus guttatus (white-throated tinamou), 1978 nucleotides. The record is from RefSeq and is a predicted model, not a curated record. Lineage: Eukaryota; Metazoa; Chordata; Aves; Tinamiformes; Tinamidae.
CACCUGCUCACGCUCCCGCGGGCGUGCUGGGCGUCCGUGCCCAACGUGGGACGGGAGCUCUACGACGUCCCCGCAGCGCCGCGCCGCGACGCCCUGUUCACACGGAGCGGCGCCACUCCACCCACACGAAGGAAGGGCUCCGCGCCCUUCGGAUCCACAGAGGCUUUCCGGGAAGAGACGAAGCAGGUUUACGACAUCCCGGCCAGCCCAGAAAAGGCAGGGACCCAGAAGGACGCCCCGGGGAGCAACUUAUAUGAUGUCCCUCCUAAAAGAGAACCUGAUGUUUCAGAAAAUGGAUCUCAGAAAAAGUGCUGGGGCCAUUACAACACCUUGCCAAAUCCUCGGAAGUCAGAAUGGAUUUAUGAUAUACCAGUAUCACCAGAGAAAAAGGGAAUAAAACAGAGCCCUCUUGGCCACUCCUUGGAGAACGCGGUGCUGUAUGAUAUACCACCAGCCAGGUACAGGGCACUGAUGACAAAUACUGAAGCCAAAGCUGCAACUCCACAGUUAUACGAUGUUCCACCACCCCAAAACAAAGCCGUGUUUCCGGAUGUCCCUCUCUACGAUGUUCCAUCUUCACGGGACAUGCUCCUUUUGCGACCAAACGCCACCCAGGAUGUAGCCCCAAGUCACUCAACUCCAAAAGCUGAGAAUGGGACUGCUGAAGGGAAUGUUUAUGAUAUUCCAAAAGCUUUGCAGUGCAGGAAGGAGACGGGAAAACACAACAAAAGUUCUGGAGACCAAGCAUACCAUGUCCCUCCACAGCUCUCAAGAGAUGUAAAAUUAGACGAGGACAGAGUAUCCCUUUCCAGCGUGGAUAGGACCAGCACUACCUCUACAUCCUCAGGCUCUUCUGCUGAGUCCUUUUCUGUGUCAUCAUCAGAUGAGCCUGGCAAAGAAAUCAAACUAGACCUCGAGGGGGCCAUAGAGACACUGACUAGAUUGCAGCACGGCGUAUCGAGCUCUGUUGCGAGUUUAAUGAUCUUCGUGAGCAGUAAAUGGAGAUUACAAGAAAACCUGGAGAAAAACAUUGAAGAAAUCCAUAGAGCAGUUGAUCACAUAAAAGUAUCAAUGGGAGAAUUCUUGGCCUUUGCUCAAGUUGUAAAGGCAAAUGCCUCUUACGUCACUGAUAAUAACCUUCAGACCCGAAUUAAAAAACAGCUAGAAAUUCUUGUGAACUCAUUCCAAAUCUUAAUAGAAACAAGAGAAGCAUUAAACAACUGCAACUGGUCGCUAGAGGAGUUGGUUAUGAAGAAACCUCAGAACAACCCAGACGAUCUCGAUCGCUUUGUUAUGGUAGCUCGCACAAUUCCAGAUGACAUCAAGAGAUUCGUAUCCAUCAUCAUUGCCAAUGGAAAGCUUCUCUUCCGAAAGAAUGACAAGGAGCAAGAAAUGAAGCCAUCAAAAAUGAACACAGAAUAUAAAAUGGCCAAGCAAAUCACCCUGCCCAGAAGAACAGAAGUGGAUUCACUUCAAAGAAAUGAUAAACCAAAUCACAGUCAAGUGUUUCCUGACAAGCCAAAAGAAAACGCCAUUGAGGACUGCGAUUAUGUCCAGCUACAGGUCUUGCCAACUGCAAAAAGGAAUAUAAUUCAUAGCAAGCAGGACUCUGCGAAGAAAAUCCCUCUUUCGGAACACCGUCGGCUGUGUUUUGGAGCUCUAAGCAAGGCAAUUGGUGUCUUCACUGACAGCCUCAGCAAUAACCAGCCCCCUGAAAUCUUCAUCUCGCACAGCAAACUGAUCAUUAUGGUGGGACAGAAGUUAGUGGAUUCUCUCUGCCAGGAAACUCAAGAAAAAGACGCUCGCAAUGACAUUCUGCACAGCAGCAGCCGAUUUUGCAGCCUGCUCAAGAACCUGGCGCUCGCCACCAAAAACGCUGCAAUCCAGUAUCCAAACGCAGACGCAACGAGGGAACUGCAGAACCGAACCGAUGAGCUCUCUAAAUACAUACAGCAGUUCAGAGCAAUGAUGGAAUGAA